This is a messenger RNA of Bursaphelenchus xylophilus (pine wood nematode), 3255 nucleotides long. The record is from the annotation of a GenBank genome assembly. NCBI's taxonomy places the organism in Eukaryota, Metazoa, Nematoda, Chromadorea, Rhabditida, Aphelenchoididae.
AUGGCUGGAGGCGGAGAAUCUGAACUUCAUAAGCUUCGGUCCAAUGCUGAAUCCCUAUCAGAAUGUCUGGAAUCGCUGAGACAACGGAUCGAACAGCUCGAAGCCAAGCCGGAUAACCAACAAGAAGUAAGAAUUCAGUCCUUCGUGUCAUGUCUGACGGGAAGAUAAUGAGCGCAACGUCGCUGCGUCAAUCGCGUCGCUGAAUUGAAAAGCAAUUUGAUUUUGCUCCAACACAAACAAUUUUCUCGACGACGGUGCGAAAUUGUGCUCAUUAUUUCCCGAUAGACUGAUAUUAUUUGAGAGCUCACAUAUGCAAAUUUUAAGUAAUAUCCGUCGUGAUUUGCACAUCCCAGACUUUCCUUUUAAGUAAAUCUAAAUAAGGCAGACUGAACGUAGUCCUGAAAGCAAGUUAAAACAGGCGAGCGGCACGAUACGCAACGUUCCAAAUGCCAUGUUUAAAAAUCCUCGACGUUUAUCGUUUCCGGCUUCCCCAGAGGGCACGGGAUUCAAAAUAACAGCCUUGGCCCCUUCCCCUUUGGCCUCACGUUUUCGCCUUUUUAUUCGAUUUUAUUUCAGUCCAUCCGCUCCGAGACCGUCCACACCGACCCGGUUACCGGCAUCACUAAACGGACGGUCGUCACCGAGCGAAUCACCCGCAUUGAGAAUUGUCAUCGGACUGUCAGACUGCCACCUUCAAUCAACGAGCUGGCGUCCAACAAGGACUCGGCCCUCGAUGGGAAAGACCGUCUCCUGGGUCCGGCUUAUCAAGCCCGCAUCAUUGCCAUCGAUAGCGAGGAAUUGGGUCAAGUGGAAGUAGAACCAAUCUGCGGGGAAUUUGUGGUGACCAAGGUGAAGAAACCGGAAUUAUGCGAACUUAUACAUCCUGGAGACACCAUCGUUGAAGUGAAUGGACAACUCCUCGAGAGGAAAGCAGCUCUUUACGGACAAAAUGGAUCCGUGAAAUUAAAACUGGUCCUCUCCACAAUCUAUGCAGCUCCAAUGGUAAAGUCUAACUUCAUAAAUAACUCUUCUUUUUUUAGAAAUUUGCCAAGAUAAUUGAAUCCACCAAAACUAAGCAACCCAAUGGUCAAAUACUUGCCGAUCCCUAUCAACUUCAACUAAACAAGGGCGACAUUGUUCAAGUGUUGAGUAAUGACUCGCAAUGGAUCCAAGCUAGGAAAGUGAACGAUCUAUCAAGGGCCGGCUUCAUAAAACCGGGCCUUAAAAUGGAAAAUGUGGCCAUGUUGUGUCCUUAUGGGAGAAGGACUUUAGCUAUCCUGGGAGCCCCUGGAGUGGGUCGGAGGACUUUGAAAGCAAUGCUGCUAGUUCAGCUCCCUCACAGAUUUUCUUCAGUUGUUCCUUGUAAGCAUCAUCAGUCUCAAUUAUUACUAAACAUCUCGUACAAUACACUUCAAAAAAUAAUCUGAUUAUAGACACUUCAAGAGCUCCUAAACCGGGAGAACAGGAAGGCCGCGAAUAUAAUUUCGUGACCAAAGAGAAGAUGAGAGAGAUGAUCCGAGAGAAACGUGUCAUCGAAUGGGGCGAAUAUGACGGUCACAUUUACGGGACAUCGGAGGAUUCAGUUCGAGAAAUCGUUAGGUAUGUGAGGUUACAAACUAUGUAUACGAAUUUUAAGAUCCGGACGUGUUUGUGUCCUCGAUUGUGCUGUCCAGGCGUUAAACCAUCUUUACAAUGGAGAAUUCAUGCCGUAUGUAGUGGUGAUAGCUCCUCCAGAAUACGAAGAAUUCGUUGAAAUGUGUAAAUUGCGGAAAGAUAAGUGCAUGAAAACAGAGAAGGAGAUAAAACACACAUGCGAACAACAUCAGAAGCUCAUGGAUAGCGAUUAUUCAAGACAUUUUGACCUUGUUUUGGCCAACAGAAAUCAUGACAUAACAUUCCGUCGACUACUAGACGCAUUAGAAGGCCUCAAAAAUGAACCCCAAUGGGUACCUCUGGAUUGGCUCAAAUGAAUCUCUGCCCGAAAACCUCGCAAAAUAAUGUAACAAAAUCAGAUCUCAACACCUCCGACUUUCAUAAUAAAGAACAAACUCGUGUAUCUACACUUCGCAUUGCAAUUCAUUUAUUACUAUCACAACUAACAGUAAAUUGGAUAAACGCGAUAUCGCGUUUAUUCGCACGAAAAAUAUUUGCGAAAAAAGUGUUUUACACUGUUGUGCACUUGCGUCCUGACGCGAAAAUCCUGCGUUUUCAAUCCAAGCCACAGGCUAGACAUCGUGCAUUUUUUAACAACGAAGAGUGCAGAUUAAUCAGCUCACCGAGAGUUUGGUUCAUCACAACUGCUUGGUUGCUACUUACUUUUACGUAGGUUUCGUUACUUACCUUGUUUUUAAAAUGUCUAUGGCCUCUGACUUUUUAUUGAUUAUCUCAGAGGGAUUUUAGUUUUAUUUUUUAAUUUUGUUUUCAAAUAAGACUUGAAAAAAAGUUGUUAGUUUAAAAGAAGCCAGAGGAUUUGUGAGCUUAGGAGUACUUUUACUAAGUACGUUUAUACGUUUCUAAUGCGCGAAUACCAUCCUUUUAUUUGUUAAUUCUCUGAAGAUUAAUAUUUCAUUUAGAGUAAUGUCUCUCCCCAAGAGCCUGUUGUUCCCCAGACUUGCACAGGUCCAGGUAAUUCACCGGGCUUUGCAAACCAGCUCUGUUCGCCCAUCAGGUCAUCACUUGGAGUACUGGUGGGGUCCUGAGAAGGCUGCGGGCCGUGUUCAAGUCGGUCAUGGUGUUUCCGGUGAACCCGUACGUUGUUAUCGAAUUUCUUGAAUUUUUUAAAAAACAUUUUCCUUGUUGUAUAACGUGUAACUUUAAGUCGUACUUCGACCGUCUGGAUUACUGGUACCCAGCUAUCAGAUUCCGUAAAGAAGACGAUGUUAUUACCCCAUUGAGAUCCAAGGAACAAGGUGACUGGAAGAAUCUCAGUCUGGAAGAAAAGAAAACGCUGUACAGGUACAGCUUCCGCCAAACUCUGGCCGAGUUCGAGGCUCCAUCUGGAUACUGGAAGGUGAUUACUGCCCUCUCGUUCUUUGUUAUCGGAUGUGCCACUCUCUACGCUACCUUCCUCAACCACUUUGGUAUGUUUUUUUCUGUCUUGAAAAGUUACUGUUAUGUUUAGUUUACCCUGAACUUCCACCAACCUUCCAAAACGAAUUUAAGGAAGCUGAGAUUGAACGUAACUUAGUCCUCCAGAAGGGACAAUUUUUGGGAGCGCCCAAAUACUUUGACUACGAGAACAACAGAUGGAAGUAA